CUGGACUCGUCUUGCAGAGGAGUGUCGUUUUCACCGGGCCAUGUCUUGAGAGAAGUCAAGGUCAAAAUGAUCCCAGUCCGAAAUGGCUGAGAUGCAAGUCCAAACCGAGCCCCCUUCUAUUGGCAAGGCUUCGGCUGAGCUGCAACCAAAUCCUGCAGCUCCGGCUCCAGCACCGGCCAAGGCCCAGUCCGAAGCUGCAGUUCCGGCUGCGCAGCAAAAGCGAGGCCCGUCUAUCCACCAGAUAUACGCGCUUCCUGCACCCAUCCGAACCUUUCCCCUCCCAGCCUUCUAUCCCAACAACCCAAUCUCGCUGGUUCACGUUGCCUACGCAUGGCUGGGCCAGGUUUUCCGACCACCGCCCGCAGAGCCUGCCGUGAUCCACCAGGGCGUCUGGUCUGAGACGACAAUCUCAGUCCACAUCAAAGAUGAAAAGUCUAUGAGGGCCUUGUGGGAGCAAGGCUUCUAUGGCAAGGGCAACCUGAGUCGCAGUGAGCCCAACUGGCUGAAGAGAGAACAAGUCCAGAGAGGACUCCAGGAAGUCCAUGUCAGCGAGAUUUUCACGCAGCAGCGGCGAGAGGAGCGAGCUCAAGCCAAGUGGGAGCGUGCGCGACUCGAGCAAGAAGUUAUUUUGCAGACAAGGCUGGAAGAGGAGCGACUAGCCGCAGAAAAGGCCAAGGUUGUGCCAGACUCCACCCCAACCUUUGUUGCACCAGUUGGUCCGUUGGAGCUCCUCGCACUUCCAAACUCGGCCGUCGUUGUAUCGCGCCUCGAGUCGAUUCUGAAGCCUCUACUGCUUCUUGCACCUGUUGGACCGCUACAACUUUUGGCGCUGCCAAACUCUGCUGCCGAUCUUGCCAGGCUUGGCAAAGUAAAUGCGUCCAAAGCCAACGAGUCGUCGUCGCCUCAUGGGUCUUCAACAGAAGACUCUGAAGAGCCUCGGACUCCCAUCACCAACGAAACUCCAGAAAUCUUUAGAGACGAUAGAUCUGUAAUUUCAUCGAGUGAUGGCGCGGGAAACAAGACGUUGAAGCGCAGAAAGAGUGUCCGAUUCUCUCCCACCGUGGAAUCAGCUACGUACAAGGCGUCCGAUCCUCCCAGCCCCAACCGCUCGCCUCCUGUGUCGUAUUCAAAGCCCUCCCAAGCCAAUGGCAAUGGCAACGCAACUAGCCAGACCCUGCCUUCACUCCCAUUGGCAAGCGUACCAGUGUCCGACCCCAUUAUCAAUAAGGAACAUCUCCAGUUGACACCAGAGGAAGCCUUCUUCCUUUCAUUUGGCCUUGGCGUGCUGGAAGUCUGCGACCCUGCAUCUGGCAGGGUGCUGUCGCGCCAGGAGCUCUUUUCUCUGUUCCGGCAAUACUCUUACUUUCCUCCCCGCAAUGGCCCCGACGAACCUGAUCUGGAGCCGGACGAUGGAUUCUUGGUUCACUAUGCCGUGUACCAUCAUUUCAGAUCGUUGGGAUGGGUUCCCCGCGGGGGCAUCAAAUUUGGAGUCGAUUGGCUUCUUUACACCAGGGGACCAGUGUUUGACCACGCCGAGUUUGGCCUGAUUGUGAUUCCCUCGUAUUCAGAUGCGUGGUGGAAGAAGCAAGGAAAAAAAGGCCCGCGAAAACCAUGGUCGUGGCUACACAGCGUUGUACGCGUCUUGUCCCACGUCACCAAGAGCUUGGUGCUCAUUUACGUGGAUGUGCCGCCUCCGCACAAGUUUGAAGAGGGGUUGAAGAAGGGCAUCACGGAGGCGAUGAAAUUGUACAAGAUCAGAGAGGUUAUGGUAAAGAGAUGGUCGAGCAAUCGAAAUCGAUGAAGUCGUCUUUGACGUCUAUUUUCAGCUUUUUUUUUUUUUUUUUUUCUUUUUUUAUCGGACUUGUGUUGUACGAUCAAGGUGAUUUCUAGGCGAUGAUAUUGUAUAUGUAUGCACAUGGGAGUUGGACAACAUGACAGCGACGUGCCGUUUAAUGGACAUGAGUAAUGAUGGAAUGAAUCUGGAUCCAGCUAUAGGGGCACAUUUACCUUUUUAUCAAAGAUGAAAAUGCAUUUCAAUCAAUAACAAGAAACUUUGAAACAUGAAGAAUAAACUGGACUUGAUUUGACAAAGUGAAUACUGCAAAGUAUUGCGAUUGCCUGAAUAGGUAGGACCCUGAGAUUGAGGGGUUGGUGGUGGCUAAUGUGUGAAUGUUCCUUUGAGCCGAAGCAAUGAGUUCAUUUCUCAACAUCAUCUGAUCAGACACUUGGAAAGCUAAAGAGCAAGUCAAUGCAGGCUAAUUGAGCAACGUAAAUUUUACUCUGACUUUUCGGCAAGGCUGUCGACUACUAUUUUCUGGCCGCAUCACUUGGUGCUUUGUUGCCGGACCUGUGCCUCGGUCCACUUCAGCUCUCUUAUUAGCGCAAAAAAGGGACCUGACAUGCGACUUUGUCAACUCCGGUUCUCCUCAUAGACGACCGACGUGUCAUGUAUUUUUGCAUUUACCAGCAGCUCUUGAUUUAGAUGCAUUGAAAAUUUGAUCCAGCGCCAGUUCAUAAGCAGCAACUUUUUCAC
Molecule: messenger RNA, 2533 nt
Organism: Trichoderma atroviride IMI 206040
Lineage: Eukaryota; Fungi; Ascomycota; Sordariomycetes; Hypocreales; Hypocreaceae
Biological process (GO): tRNA-type intron splice site recognition and cleavage; tRNA splicing, via endonucleolytic cleavage and ligation
Cellular component (GO): tRNA-intron endonuclease complex
Molecular function (GO): nucleic acid binding; tRNA-intron lyase activity
Source: RefSeq, a predicted model, not a curated record